Molecule: messenger RNA, 1661 nt
Organism: Phoenix dactylifera (date palm)
Lineage: Eukaryota; Viridiplantae; Streptophyta; Magnoliopsida; Arecales; Arecaceae
Source: RefSeq, a predicted model, not a curated record
UCCUCCCCCACAAGAAAGUAGAGCCAUAGGCGUCGCUGUUGGUGGUAUUUAAACCCUCCGGCCGAGAGCCUAGGGUUUCAGAGCUCCCAAGGCUCCUGGCUAAAUCCUACUCUCCCGUCUCCCUUCCCUUUGAUUCUUUUCUCCUCCUCCUCCUCCGUCUCGUUUUCCUCUUCCAAUCGGUGCCAUUUUCUCGCCUGAAUUCGUCGAAUUCGGAGGUGUUUGCGCAGUUCUUGAAUCAGUUGAUAUGGUUUCCGGGGGACUGGGCAGUGGAGAUUUAGACGCUUGGUUUCAGAACCUUAUUGUGUCUGGUGGCGGGAAAAAGUCAGGGGGAGUGGCAGCUGCUAUGGCCGGUUGGAAGGACAUUCCCAUGGAGCUAUUGCUGAGGAUCAUUUCGCUUGUGGAUGAUCGGAUGGUGAUUGUGGCUUCUGGUGUUUGUACUGGUUGGAGAGAUGCUUUGUGCUUGGGGCUUACGAAUCUCUCUCUGUCAUGGUGCAAAAACAACAUGAAUAACCUGGUGCAGUCACUAGCCCCCAAGUUCACAAAGCUGCAAGUUCUUUCUCUGCGACAGGAUAGACCACAACUUGAGGACAUUGCUGUAGAGACUGUUGCUAAUUACUGCCAUGACUUGCGGGAUUUAGACCUUAGUAAAAGCUUUAAACUGACUGACCACUCCUUGUACUCUUUAGCCAAUGGAUGUCCACGCCUUACAAAACUCAAUAUCAGUGGGUGCUCAGCUUUCAGUGAUUCUGCCCUUGCAUAUCUGACUAGUUACUGUAGGAACUUGAAACACUUAAAUCUUUGCGGAUGUGUGAGAGCUGCAACUGAUAGAGCUUUACAGGCUAUUGCAUAUAAUUGCAGUCAAUUGGAAACUCUGAAUCUUGGUUGGUGUGAGGGUGUCAGUGAUAAUGGAGUAACCAGUUUGGCAUCAGGAUGCCCUGAUCUCAGGGCCUUGGACUUAUGUGGCUGUGUCCUUAUAACAGAUGAAAGUGUAAUCGCAUUGGCAAAUGGUUGCCCUCGUCUAAGAUCCCUGGGCCUUUAUUUCUGCCAGAACAUCACUGAUAGGGCAAUGUAUUCACUAGCGAAUAGUCUUGUGAAGAGCAAGCAUGGGCUGUGGGGUCUUUUGCCGAACAGCAGCGAUGACAAGGAAGGGCUUAUGAAUCUGAACAUAAGUCAGUGUACGGCCUUGACGCCUCCUGCGGUUCAGGCUGUUUGCGACUCAUUCCCUGCGCUUCAUACCUGCCCUGGAAGGCAUUCCCUGAUCAUCAGUGGGUGCCUCAACCUCACAUCUGUGCACUGUGUUUGUGCCGACCAAGCUCACCGGGCAGCUAGGUUGGCUUUAUCUCCCCAUGCCUACUGAGCAUCGUAACAAUGUGCAACUCGAAAUGGCUUGGAACAAAGCUUGGAGGUUUGAUCUUGAAAAUACAUAUAUGUCAAUAUUAUGUAGCAAACUGUUCUUGAGGAGAGAUUUCAGAAUUCUAGACUCAAGGAACUGCAAUGGAUCUGAAUUGAUUUGCAUAUCCCAUGCUAUCUCUGCAGCUUCCUUUAUCAAGUGUGUAUCAUUACUUGAAUGUAAUAUAGAGCAAAUUUGCUUCAUUACUCGAUGGAACAAUGCCAAAGAGACGCCGGAUGUGCCUGAUCAACCAUCCAUGGAGGUAUUGUGU